Messenger RNA from Tripterygium wilfordii, 923 nucleotides. Its product is annotated as putative disease resistance protein RGA3. Bases 16 to 918 code for a protein of 300 amino acids. The transcript has 2 exons. Gene Ontology annotation, molecular function: ADP binding. Lineage: Eukaryota; Viridiplantae; Streptophyta; Magnoliopsida; Celastrales; Celastraceae. Gene Ontology annotation, biological process: defense response to other organism. The record is from RefSeq and is a predicted model, not a curated record.
CGAAUAAAGAGAGAAAUGACUGACUCUCUGUUGCGUACAUCAAAUGUUAUUGGAAGAGAGAGUGACCAGGAAAUACUAGUUAACAAGUUUCUAUUAGAUCCGAUUGUGGGUCGAGAUAUCUAUGUGAUUCCGAUAGUUGGAGUAGGAGGCAUGGGGAAGACAACACUUGCCAAACUGCUAUACAACGACCAGAGAGUAGACAAACAUUUUGAUCUCAAGAUUUGGGUGUGCGUGUCUGAAAAUUUUGACAAGAAACAAAUCAUGGUAAGCAUGCUCAUGUCCUUAGCUCUUCAAAAUCAUGGAGACUUGGAUCCUGACCAAUUGCAAAAGCUGAUUCAAGAAGAGCUGAAUUCAAAGACAUUCUUACUUGUUUUGGAUGAUGUGUGGAGUGAUGAUCGCGGGAAAUGGAUUGAAUUCAGGGAUUUAUUGGAGGGAGGUGCUGCUGGAAGUAAAGUCAUAGUCACUACUCGUAGUGCCUCAGUUGCAACGACUGUUCGAACUGUCUCCUCAUAUGAGUUGAAGGGUCUUUCUCAUGAACAAUGUCUGUCUUUGUUUAAGAAAUUGGCAUUUAGAGAAGGAGAAGAGGAUUUACAUCCACAUCUCAAAGAGAUAGGAGGUGACAUCGUGAAGAAAUGUGGAGGGCUUCCUUUAGCUGUGAAGACACUGGGGACCCUUUUAUAUUCCAAAAGCGACGAACGUUAUUGGAAAUUCAUAAGAGAUAAUGAGAUAUGGAAGCUGGAGCAGAAGGAAAAUGACAUUUUACCUGCUUUAAGGUUAAGUUAUGAUCAAAUGCCAUCUCAUUUGAAAUCAUGUUUCAGUAUUUUAUCAAUCUUUCCUAAGGAUAAUGAUUUCACCAGCGUUUCGUUGGGUCAAGUUUGGAUGGCACAUGGGCUUCUUCAAUCCUCAAAUGAACAUUAAGACAU